Messenger RNA from Knipowitschia caucasica, 630 nucleotides. NCBI's taxonomy places the organism in Eukaryota, Metazoa, Chordata, Actinopteri, Gobiiformes, Gobiidae. The record is from the annotation of a GenBank genome assembly.
AUGACUCCGUCCCGGGACAGAGGUCUGACCGUGUCCCCCCUGUGUCUCUUUGCGGUCGGGACACUGCUCCUCACAGGUGUUAGAAGCGACACAGAGCUUUUGUUUGACUGGACCAACCAAACGAUACACACUCUGGACAAUGGAACAACUUUCAAUCUGACGUUGAUGGACAAAGACCUUCAUCACUUUGACACAGAGAGAAAUUGGACUCUCGUUACGGAGGACGAUGAGGCAUUCCAGGACUGGGAGGACGGGCUGCGGCUGGGACAGUGCCACAAGGAGCUGCUGGAUCAACUCUGUCACGUUUUCUGUGGUGAAGAGUUUUAUGCGAAAAUGAUGAGUUUGAGAAAAGAGCAGUGGUGCGAGCUGGAGGAAAUCAUCAGAGCGUACCAUGAGCUGACCGAGUGCCUGGAGAGGUCGUCCAACAUGGUGGGCUGUUUCUACCCAAACCCCAUCGUCCAGGAGCUCUUUCUGCAGAUCCACUCCCACUUCUUUGCAAACUGCUCCAGAGACGAGCUGCAGGCCGUGGACCCUCCCGGGGCCGUGGUCCUGACCCUGACCCUGAUCCCGGUCGCUCUGAUCCCGGCCCUGGUGUCUGUGGUCAUCUGGAAGAACCAAGGACAAGACUGA